CACUCGCACCGUCUAACGCAUUGUUGCAUCCCUGUGCUGACGACACGCUGCUCAUGCUGGCCGUUCCUCGCUUUCCUUUGUUCUCACAUUUUGCUCCUCUUCUCUCAUUUUGCUCCUCUUCUCUCCCUCUCUCUUCUGCGGCCCAGUUUUUUCAACCAUGACCUCGAUUCCGUACAAGCAGGACAUGCCCCCACAGGGCGGCUUUGCAGACGUCCCAUUCCGAAAGCCAAAGGCCGUCCGCGGUCUCUCUGGCGCUGCUCUCUUUGCCAUUGGCACCGUCACCAUGUUUGGCGGUCUCUUCAUUGUCGGCCAGGGCAACAAGACCCGACGAUACUGGCGCGAGGAGCAAGUCAUUGCCCGACGAAACCUCGUCCCCAUGCUGCAGGCCGAGGAGGACCGGCGGUUUGUGCUGGCCAAGCGCGCUGCAGAGGCCAAGGAGGCCGAGCUCAUGAAGAACGUCCGCGGCUGGAAGAUGCACGAAAAGAUCUAUAACACGGACAAGUUUGUCACACCCGUUCCAAUCCCCGAGCUUGGCUUGCGAAAGUAGAGCUCCUUUGUUGUUUUCUCUUCCGUAUUGUUGGUACUCCCUUGUCGCUAAUAGAUGCCUGGCAUUUUUGUUGUUGUUGUUGUUGUUGUCAUCUUUCCUCUUUCUUUUCUUUUUUUUUUUUUUUUUCUGUGAUGAACUACUAUGGUUGCAUGUCGAUGUGGUGUUGAUUGUAGUUGUGUGAAUGAUCAUUUCGUAUUCUCUCU
Capsaspora owczarzaki ATCC 30864 is the source of this 750-nucleotide messenger RNA. RefSeq names its product NADH-ubiquinone oxidoreductase subunit. The transcript has 2 exons. Lineage: Eukaryota; Filasterea; Ministeriida; Capsasporidae. The record is from RefSeq and is a predicted model, not a curated record. Bases 158 to 547 code for a protein of 129 amino acids.